AUCCUUCUGCCUGUGUGACAUUAAGCAGUGACGCCACGCUCUUGCCACAGAACCUCAUGCACCACUUUUUCCAACGCGUAGCGCGCGACCCUCUUUCGGACUUUACGCGCAUUUUCUUUCUCUUAUCGGCCCAGCAACCUCUACCAAUUUGCUCGCUGGGGUUCACUCUACCUAUGAAAACGCUGCACUGCCAUUUUUGAGGUAUUCUAUAUACAGUCACGAAUGCAUUGCACCUCCCGUGCCAUCCUUUGAUCUGGCCAUGCCUCCCAUCAGGGUCAAAGUACCUGAAUAUCCGAGGCCGGUAUCCCCAGUCUGCGUCGACGAGAUCCCAAUCUGUGCAGACACGAUAGUAUACCAUGAUGGGGGAAGCAAUCAGGACCGAGACACGGAGGAGAGAGCGGCUAAGAGACGACGGAUUGGGGCCUAUGCAACAUCAUACCUGCGUGGCGAAGCACUGUUCAUUUCAACGGCGCAGCUGAAUGGUCCGUUCAAGGAUGGGUGGCAGAACCCAUGGGCUAGGAGGAAGGCAGUUGAGGUUGGAUCAGACCGAGCUGCGACCAGCCCUCUCCAAGAGGAUAUCAAACACAAACAGCCAGAGUCUCGAAGGUGUUCAAUGUCCGCGCGAGCGCACCCUAUGCAGACCAAGAUUUCCCUGGAACAAGAAAGUUCACAGCAGCCGGUGAAAAGAGCAGAAAGCCUCGACGAGAUACGCUUUUGGAGGAAGAAGGACCACGACUUGCCCCGGUCCAUUGAAGAGGAGCAUGGCAAAACGCGACAGGUGGAGGACUGGCUCAGAAGAAACAGCUCUUACGAUCAGCCGGAGCACCAAAUGCCGCCACAGCAAUCGUUCUCGUCAAUGUCUUCUCCUACAUACAAGUAUUCGCAGAAACGGGGAAGAACGAAGAAAUGGGAAGCUUCUCCAAUCCACAUUGAAUUUCCUCCAGUUGCGGACGCUGUUGUUGACAUGUUGACAUCGAAGCAUGUUGGAGACCUCAGUAUGGCUGCUCACGAUCAAUAUACGCAGCAGCUACCGCCAGCCCGAGAACCGCAACACCUAUCCCGAAUGAGUGAAGUGUUGCCUAAUACUGACUCAGAACGGCAAGACAUGUUUCAUCUUCCUCACGACAUGGAUGAACCGGUAAAACGUGGCCGUGUGAAGGACGAUGGAGAUAUGCAAGUAUGUCGGCAAGCUCCCAGCGCGGCUGCGGACGUUACCGAGUUGAAGACUUCACAUAUCGUCGAUGAUACUUCUCCCCAGCCCGACAACCAGUUGCUACCACUUCACCCGACGUCGGUAGAUCACGUUGAAUUGGAGCAAAGGCCUCGUGUCCUUACAGAAGAGUGCCACCAGCAGCUCGAAUCCAACUUAACUUCUGCCUCUCUUCAUACUGCACCUGAAAGGUCAACAGUCAACCAGCACGAUUCUGGACCUCCCUCACUGUCGGGAGAGGCGUCCAGAGCAAGCAUUCUACACACCCUACCCUCUGCGCAGGUCCAAAUGCAACCCACCUUAAAUUUGGCACCCUUAUACCUAUCGAGCAACGGUCUCCUGUUGCAAGAGCAUUCAGAUCAGCCUGUACUGGACUUGGGACUAAAAAAUGACGAUCACUCAACUACGAAAGUGGCACAGGAAAAUGCAGUGUAUUCCGCUGAUCAGCCUGCUCCUUUUCGAAACGAGCCCGUCACUGUUGCCGCAGUCGACGAAGCUGAGCCACCAAGGGUGGCCGAGCCAGCUAUAAAUAACGAGGAGCAAGUCCUCCGGAAUGAUCCGUCUUCAGCCUCGCCUGUCAAGGCUCCCAGCACUAAAUGUCCAACCGCAAAGUCUGACAAAGACUCUUCUCCAAAGAAGCUUUUGAAACGGAAGAAGAGAGCAGCUUUCAAUACGGACGAGGCGUCCUCCGGAUCCUCACAAGGUUCUAUCAAGAUGGCCAUGAAAGUCGCCAAACCCUCGAUACUGAACCAAGACCGGGUCAAACGUCUGAAGAUAGACUUGGCGGCUGACACAGGAGCAGAUGCUGAAGAGCAUCUAUUACAAUCAUCGCCGGUCCAUAGAGGUGGUUUCUCGAAGUUGCUGCAAGGUUCAUCUUGCCCAAAAGGCAUUCUCAGGUCAACCCUCACCAAUUCUGCCGCACCUAUGCUCUCGACAGCCCAUGACACUUCAGCGUCGAUGAAACAAGAUGCCCAGCGGCCUAUGAAGCUUAGCGAAAUCGAAAAUGGUCAUGAAUCACUCAGGGAGGAUGAUUUUGAUCCGGAUGCGGUCAUGGACGAUUUGGGCAGUUUCUUGAGGACAUGGGAUUCGGAGAAAGAAGCGGCUGGGUUGUAAGAUAUGGCAGCUUGGAGUAUGACAGGGGUGCUCUUAGCGGGCACGUCAAGUCGCAUACGCAAUUGAUCAUAUAUAACAAGUGCUGUGAUAUUUUCAAGAGCUUUGGCUACAGCCAAGAGCUUGAUUUCAGGAGAGUUGGGGUGAAUCGGAUCAUGAAGUUCAUGGAUGGUUAUGCUGCAGCCUUGCUUACAUGAUCAUGCCGGAAUCUCGGGCUACUCGGAGCGCGGGCCUAGGCAAUAGGCCUUCUAAGGGACUCUAUUGAUCCCACCUGUAUCGCGCCAU
Exophiala viscosa is the source of this 2605-nucleotide messenger RNA. RefSeq lists its product as uncharacterized. The record is from RefSeq and is a predicted model, not a curated record. The transcript has a single exon. NCBI's taxonomy places the organism in Eukaryota, Fungi, Ascomycota, Eurotiomycetes, Chaetothyriales, Herpotrichiellaceae. Bases 260 to 2323 code for a protein of 687 amino acids.